Vanrija pseudolonga is the source of this 1852-nucleotide messenger RNA. RefSeq names its product 1,3-beta-glucanosyltransferase gel4 (gene gel4). Gene Ontology annotation, cellular component: plasma membrane. The record is from RefSeq and is a predicted model, not a curated record. NCBI's taxonomy places the organism in Eukaryota, Fungi, Basidiomycota, Tremellomycetes, Trichosporonales, Trichosporonaceae. Gene Ontology annotation, biological process: fungal-type cell wall organization; fungal-type cell wall (1->3)-beta-D-glucan biosynthetic process. The transcript is spliced from 8 exons. The coding region runs from base 91 to 1749 and encodes 552 amino acids. Gene Ontology annotation, molecular function: 1,3-beta-glucanosyltransferase activity.
CUCCCACCCGCCCCCCCCCCCCCCUCAUCCUCUUUUCCCUCUGUUCUCAAUCUUGCAACUGCACAUCCCACCUACUAGCUCAACAACAACAUGCGCUUCUCGCUCGGUGCCCUCGCAGCGAUCUUCCCGCUGGCAGUCGCCCUGCCUCAGAUUACCCGCUCUGGCAAGUACCUCUACGACCCGAGCGGCGCACGCUUCUAUAUCAAGGGUGUGGCAUACCAGCCGCAAGGUAACCUCGCCGUGUCGACUACGGCCAACGAAGUCAAUGGCGGAUUCCCCGAGCCAUCCGACUUUGUUGACCCUCUGUCGUCGGCGACCAACUGCACCCGUGACAUUCCGUACCUCAAGCAGCUUGGUGUCAAUGCCGUCCGUGUCUACAGCGUCAAUGCGUCGCUCAACCACGACUCGUGCAUGAGUGCUCUCGACGCUGCGGGCAUCUACGUUCUCCUCGAUGUUUCGCUCCCCCUCAACGGCAGUAUCGACCGUGCCUCGCCUUCCUGGACCACCAGCCUCCUCAACGAGUACACGAGAACUGUCAAUGCCUUCAACAAGUACCCCAACAUUCUUGCGUACAACAUUGGCAACGAGGUCAUCAACACGGUCAACAACAGCAAUGCUGCUCCUUUCGUCAAGGCUGCCGCUCGCGACACCAAGGCGUACCUCCGCUCCAUCGGCUCCAAGGCUCUCGUCGGUUAUGCUGCCGUCGACACCGACCUCGACUUCCGCAACGCCCUCGCUGACUACCUGACCUGCGGCAACGACAGCGUCUCGGUUGACCUUUAUGGCCUGAACAACUACGAAUGGUGUGGUCAAGCGACUUACAGCACCUCGGGAUGGAACACCAUCACUCAAGGCUUCUCCAACCUCACUGUCGCCGCUUACAUGUCCGAGUUUGGCUGCAUCACCGCCGGCCCUCGUCUGUGGACUGAGAUCCCUGCCUUGCUCUCCUCCCCCGUUUCCGACGUCUUCUCUGGAGGAAUCGCCUUCAGCUACUUCCCCACCAGCGACGACUAUGGAAUGGUUACGUUCUCGGCUGACGGCUCGACGGUCACGGUCAACAGCGACUUUACUGCGCUUGGACGCCAGUACUUGAACGCGACCGGCCCCAACAGCCCUGCUCAGAGCUCGCAGAGCAACGCGGCUCUGGCGUGCCCUGCGUCUAGCCCCAUCCUCGCCGCCGGCACGAACCUCCCACCCACGCCCAACCAGGAGGUCUGCGACUGCAUCAACAAGAACGCCCUUCCAUGCACGGCCAUCCCCGCUACGGCGAACAACCCUAUCAAGGUUGGCGCGCUUAUCAACGAGGCUUGUGGCCUUCUCGCGAACAGCAACUCGACCAUUACGUGCACCGCCAUUGCUGGUGAUGGCCUGACUGGUGUUUACGGUCCCCUUGCCAUGUGCGCUCCCGACAUCAAGCUCAACUAUGUCAUGUCGGCCUACUACGACGCCAACCCCGUUGCCACGUCUUGCGACUUUGGCGGCAACGCCACGCUGUCGACGUCGCCCCUUGGUGCCGAGGCUGCUCAGAGCGCCGCUGCGUCGUGCCUCGCUGGCAAGCCCCCUACCUUCACCCCCACUGCGUCGGAGCCCCCUACGACGCCGAGUGGAUCUUCGAGCAGCCCCGCCACUACGUCGUCGCACAAGCCCAGCUCUGGCCGUCUUGGCUCUCUUCUCCCGACCUCGUCGGUGGCUACGCUUCUUCUCGGUGCCGUUGGCUUCUUUGCUGGCGCCGCGGUUGCCAUUGCCUAAGGUUGUCACCCAGCAUCCCGAUAACAGGGAAGAUAUCAUAUGGACUUUGAUGAGAGUAUCGUAAUGGAUAAGCAUGUAGUCAAGUGAGCAGGGUGUUGUCGAG